CGAUUAAUUAUAUGCUGCUGUGGGGACAAUAAAUUAUUUGUUGACUUGAGUCAUGGCUGGAACGAAUCGUUCAAAAUCUCCAUACCAUGGUCCUACUAUAAAGGCGGUGGAAAAAGAAGAGAGUUUCUGGGAUAGAUUUAGUACAUUAGGCAGAAAGAAGGUAUCGAAGGAAGUGCAAAAAAUUCAAGAUGAAGGAAAAUAUGCAAUUGAUUCUCCUGGGUCUCCUAACCAGUAUGAUAUUCCGCCAGAAGACUAUGAACUGCGGGAUCUUGAACAAAGAGCUGUUAUAGAUCCUCAGUCUCUUAAUGAUCCCGAUGUUGUUAAAUUGAAACAAGUUCUUAUUGAUUGGAUAAACGAUGAACUAGCUGAACAACGAAUAAUUGUGCAGCGUAUCGAUGAGGAUAUGUAUGACGGACAGGUACACUAUUUGUAUUUACAAAUUAAUUUUUGCAGGUAUUAUUUAUUGAUAUAGUUUUUUCAAUACAGC
Molecule: messenger RNA, 487 nt
Organism: Teleopsis dalmanni
Lineage: Eukaryota; Metazoa; Arthropoda; Insecta; Diptera; Diopsidae
Product: beta-parvin-like
Exons: 3
Coding region: 53-472 (139 amino acids)
Biological process (GO): establishment or maintenance of cell polarity; substrate adhesion-dependent cell spreading; cell projection assembly
Cellular component (GO): cytoplasm; focal adhesion; actin cytoskeleton
Molecular function (GO): actin binding
Source: RefSeq, a predicted model, not a curated record